Drosophila novamexicana is the source of this 569-nucleotide messenger RNA. RefSeq lists its product as uncharacterized. Lineage: Eukaryota; Metazoa; Arthropoda; Insecta; Diptera; Drosophilidae. The coding region runs from base 46 to 354 and encodes 102 amino acids. The record is from RefSeq and is a predicted model, not a curated record. The transcript has 2 exons.
GUGCAGUGCGUAAAGCCUAUUAAAUAAACAAAAUACUUUAACACUAUGAAAUUCACUUUAAUAUUGCUGAUUGCUGGCGCUGCCUGCAUCCUGGCCGCACCCGUUGCCGAGGAGCAGCAACAACAACAGGACACCGAGUCUUCGGUCAAGGCCAAGCGUGGCCUGGCACUGGGCCUGGGCUACCACGCCCCCAUUCUAACCCAUUCGCAUUACGUUGCCGCACCAACCAUCGUUCAUCAUGCGCCAUUGAUUUCGCAUGCACCGCUCAUUUCCCACGCACCACUCAUUGCGCACCAUCCGGUGUCGUCGGUCUCCUAUCACCUGCCCACCUACCACUCCAUCCAUCAUUUCUAAGCAGUCGCUAGAGCAACCGGAGCAGCAGCAACAGCAGCUGGAGUCAACAACAAACAGUCAAGACGUGCAAAAGCGGCCAAAGUAAAACAACAACAAAUUCCAGAAAAAAAUAAAAACCCAAAGGAAAACUUUUCCAUUCGUUUCGACCCGGUUACAACAUGAAUUCCUAGAAAAUUGUGUACUACUACCGCCCCCUUCACAGCACCCACGCAGCU